Centruroides sculpturatus (bark scorpion) is the source of this 1125-nucleotide messenger RNA. RefSeq lists its product as uncharacterized. Gene Ontology annotation, biological process: tail-anchored membrane protein insertion into ER membrane. The transcript is spliced from 3 exons. The record is from RefSeq and is a predicted model, not a curated record. Gene Ontology annotation, cellular component: GET complex. Lineage: Eukaryota; Metazoa; Arthropoda; Arachnida; Scorpiones; Buthidae. The coding region runs from base 57 to 1007 and encodes 316 amino acids.
CUGAUUUUACUCUAUUUCCGAGCUGCCAACUUUGACCAAAAGAUGUGUUGGUGUUGAUGAUGGCGGAUAUCGACGAAGUCGCUCGUAGGAGAGAGAUCAGAAGACGAAAAAUAUUAGAUAAUUCCGAAGCUAGAUGGAUAAAAAUUAUGGGUCACGACAAAGAAGAACAGAAAGAUAAAAGCAAGACAAAUAUUUGUCAAGAAGAAGCUCAUUUAAAGGAUCAGUGCUCACCUAAAGAAAAUCAUACAAUUCCUAAUAUUUCUCUCCAAUAUUCAGUUAGUAAACAAACAAGUGAGAUUGAAAAAACUGUACCUGUUAAUGUUAAUAGUGACAAAAAUGUACAUUCUGUUCAUUGUGAAAUAUCAAAGAGAAGAAGUGAAAUAAAAGACACCACUACUAGUGAGCAAACAUCAUUUCCAACUUUUCCUGAAAGGAGUAAAUCUUCAACUUUUACUAGUUAUUCUGAAAGUAUGGCAGCAAAUGGUACAACAAGAAAACGUUUUGGUCCUUCUCAUCAUGCCUAUGCAUUCCCUAAAAAGGUAUCUGAUGCAGAAAGUCGUUCAUAUGGAAGGACCAAAGCAGAUGCAUGUCGAAGAAGUAGUUGCACACAGAUGAUGAUGGAAACAUUGCAACUCUCAUCGUUAAGCUUAGCAAGUGUUCGACCUUUGAUAAUGAUGAUAGUUGCAGUUUUUAUUCGAAUAUUGUUGUCAUUAAGCAACAGUUUUUUUUUCCUUCCCCAUGUAAGUUUUUUUAAUUUAUAUUUUUAUUACUGUAAAUAUUUUAAAUAUAAUUUUCAUUCACUUAUAUCAGAUUUCUUUUUUCAGGGAAUGUCACGUUCACCACAAAAUAUGCUGGGAGCAGCUCUAAUCCUUUGUGGAGUACCUGCCAGUUUUGUCACAAGAUUGACCCAUCAUUUGGCUUUUCUUUGUGAUAUAGGAAGAGACUUUUCAAUUUAUUUGUUUUCAUUUGUCAUUUUUCACAUACUGUAUCAAGAUUGGCUAGUUUGAGUAUAUGCACUAUAUUGCAUAUGCCAGUUAGUCGAUAAAGUAUACAGUAUAAAUAGUGUGGAAUUAUCAAUACAGUUUUUUCUCAUUGGUGUUCACAGUAAGGACAGAUUAAAAAAAA